ACCUCUGUCCAUCCCCGUUCUUUUGAGUCGACUCAAAAGUCACCUCUGUCCAUCCCCGUUCUUUUGAGUCGACUCAAAAGUCACCUCUGUCCAUCCCCGUUCUUUUGAGUCGACUCAAAAGUCACCUCUGUCCAUCCCCGUUCUUUUGAGUCGACUCAAAAGUCACCUCUGUCCAUCCCCGUUUUCUGUGUUCCGGAUGAAACAGACACCCCGUUCUCAUCCGUGCUUGUUUGGGGUGUCUGUCUAGGGGGCUCUCAUUGAUGCCUGCUCGCAUCCGCAUGCAUGUGUCAAGGAGUGGGUUAAGGCAUGGUGUGGGGCGUGUGCGGAUGUCAACCCACAGGGUUAUUGGCAGGUCUAAGCGGCAGCAUCUUUCUUGGAGGACUUGCGCUCAAUGUCAGACAUUGCACUUCGACUUUUGGGGGAUCCCUGCCUGCUGCAUAUCCCCUCCGCGUUUACUCACGAUUCCUGAUUGAAUCCUAGAACAGCAAGGUUUGGACUACAUAGUUAACUCUAGCAAGUAAUGAGCAAAAAGUAAUGUAAAUACAUGUAGCAAAAUUAUGUUAGGCAUAGCAUAGCUAUUUAGAGGACAAUUUGUGUUUAGCGACACGUCUUUCGUAGUCCAUGCGGCUUAGUCGUUUGAUGGCCGUCCUCGCGCCGCUGGCGAUUUCCUUGCGAGACGCGUCUUUACGCGCUGCUGUUAGCUUCCUUGCAUGCGUUUCACGAAUCAGAGGCGAUUAGUCUGCUCUUAUUAAAAGAUCUGUUACUUUCGGCUUCGCCAACUGGAUUUGGCUUGAGUUGUAGGGCGGACUCGUUACCUCUUAUUAGCGCACCGCGUGUAUCCGCGUUUCCAGGAGCCUUAGCAAGCCGCGUGAGGAUGAACUGGUCUCUAUCCUCGCUAGAAUCAUGCCCGUCAGACGCGUCCGUCGGGAGCUUGAAACGAUUAACGUAGGGAUGAUGAUGUCGGGCUCUAUCCUCGCUAUUAUCAUAUCCGAGGUGCUAUACGCUAUCGUCUCGUAGCGAGGUAUUCGAUUCAGCUGUCAUACGAUGUUCCUAGACUCUAUCGUCUCGAGAAUCCUCCGUCAGAAGCUACCUGAAUUUCUCCCCGUGCAGCCAAUCCAUCCCCUUUUAUGAGAAUUCGCUUGACUCUCUUAUCAGCUGUCACACGAUGGUGCUAAACGCUACCGUGUCGAGAGUAAUCCGGCAGAAGCUAUCCGAGCUUCUCCCCUUGCAGCCAAUCCUGUUUUGAGCCCUGUUUUGUGAGAACUCCUGUGACUCUCCUAGUCAGCUGUCACACGAUGGUGCUAGACUCUAUCGUCUCCAGAAUCAUCCGGCAGAAGCUCUCGGAGCUUCUCCCCUUGCUGCCAAUCCAUCCAGAUGCCGUCCGAGCGAGCGUCCUCAACGGUUCAGUGCACCUGGCCGAAGCCGUGGCGUGUCCAGAUUCAUUGAAUCGGGAGUGGGUGGGGGAGAAUAGUCCCGUGGGGGUGUCAGCUGCACGUGUUGGGUCUGUGAGGCUGGAGAUACGGCUGCUGGGAUCGGAGCACGUCAGACUGAUUGUGAACGGCCUUGAUGUCAGCUUAGUGCCGAGGCCCGCUUGCAAGCCACAUGAAGAUAACAGCAGAGCGUAUGAUCAGCAGCAGCAUAGAGCGGUGGUGGGCGAGGGAGAGGAUGGGGCGACUUUUGAGUCGACUCAAAAGUCACCUCUCAACAGCAGAGCGUAUGAUCAGCAGCAGCAGCAGCAGCAGCAGCAGCAGCAGCAGCAGCAGCAGCAGCAGCAGCAGCAUAGAGCGGUGGUGGGCGAGGGAGAGGAUGGGGCGUGCAGCGAGGAUGAAUCCGUGACUCAGCAGCUUGCCCUUCUGGACCCCGAGGGAGCAAGCCUCCACGAGGCCAUCAAGCGCCACUUGGCGCAGCGCCAUUCGCCGUUCACUCUCUCCCAGUGGCUGGGUCAAGUGGUGGCGUCAUGGGUACAUGUGGAGUUGCAUGACGUGUCCCUGCGCCUGCACACAUGCUCAUGCAAACGGGUCCAGCCGUGGGAGGAGAAAGCUAGGCCAAGGGGUAGCGAUGAGUUCACGGAGGCGCAGAGUAUGCAGGCCGGGGGACGCUGCAUGGGUGCCGCAACCGCUGUGACUGCUGGCGCUGCCUCUGCUUGUGCUGGUGCAAAUGUGGGUGCGGAUGUUGGCGCUGCCUCUGCUUGUUCUGAUGCAAAUUUGGGUGCUGCUGAUGUGGAUGUUAGUGGUGGUGCUGCUGCUACUGCUGGUGCUGGCGCUGCACCUUCCGUCUGCUGUCUUGGUCUGGAAAGGCUGGCGUUUUCCUGCCGCUCUUUCACCCCUCAAGUAGCGCGUAGAUGGCCUACAGGGAAUGUAGCAGCGACAGAGAUUCGGACAAAUCCGGCAACUGGGGUGGAUGCAGGCACUGGGCUAGACGCAGGGAGAGAAGCCGGUGUUGUGAGAGAGGCGGAAAAACAUGUUUCUAGGGGCGAUGGGGAUGGGGAUGGGAGCAGUAGCAGCAGCGGCAGAGCACGAGCACACUGGAGGGGUCUGCUUGCUGGGCUGUGUGUUGUUGCGUGCCUCAUGUACACGCUCGUUGCUCCCCUGUCGCUCAUAGACCAGCAUCCGGACUCCACUGGCCACAGAGCAUUGCAUCAGCAGCUGCUGUCGCACCAAAGGAGUUCCUGGUUCCAAGGCCUUUUUUGGAAGUCUCCCUCUAGAGGCUACUUUUGGAAGCCGCUGGUGCAGACCCAGUGGGUGGGGCCAGCAGCAGAGGCAGCAUUGCUAGGCAGCACAGCAGAUGCAGCCGCAAAGGUAGGAGGAAAGCAGUGGACAGGCUCUUUCCAGCAAUCUGCGCUGCUGCUCUGGGCCCUGGGAGUUGUUUCUAUCUGCAGUCUCCUGGCUUUUCACCUGAUGCGCACUGCCAGGGACACCGCAGCACAGGCUGAGGCAGCAGUGAGGUGGAUAAAGGCAGCGGUAGUGAUGAGUGUGGGGAAAGGGGAGGGUGAGGAGGAAGAGGUAAGGGAGGAAGAGGAGGAGGAGGACGAGGAGGAUGCUGGGGAGGAGGAAGGAGAGGAGGGAGAGGAGGAGGAGGAGGAGGGGGAAGAGGGGGAGGAAGAGGAGGAAGGGGAGGAAGGAGAGGAGGGUGGUGGUGAAGGAAGGGAGGAGGAUUUAGGGGAGCUUAUGAUUUCUGGCGCACCCCGUUUUGAACCAGCCAGGCCAGCCAACGGUUCACGCAGAAACACUAUCACAUCAUUCCAGCUUCCUUCCUCCUCUACCCUCCAUCCCCCGCCAACUCGUCACGAUAUAAUCUUCCCAUUCGGGGCGUGCAUCCAGCUGGAAGUCUCCCGGGACUGGGCCCUGCAGCACACCGUCGUGUCCCUGCAUGAGUCAGUGAGAGUCUGUGUGAGAGGCGUGCCGGACCUGCUUCCCCUGGCAUCUUCUGCUGCUGCCUUUUCUCCCCCCUCUUCUCCACCCUCUCCCUCCGCCACUCUUCGUCUCCCAUCACCUCUACUAUCUACAUCCACGCCAGCACUACCAGAGUCGUCUGCACCAGUGGAUGCAUCAUCACCCAGUGGCAGUGGCGAGGGCAGUGGCAGUAGCAGUUGCAGCGGCAACGGCAGCGGCAGCGGCAGCGGUAGCAGCAGUGCUAGUAGCAGCAGCAGCAGCAGCAGUAGUAGUGGACACAAGGCUGCAGAUUCUGAGGCAAACAGAGAGGUUACAGGUAGAGAGGGUACAGGUAGAGAGGGUACAGGUAGAGAGGGUACAGGUAGAGAGGAUAGGGAAGCCGCAGUCGCCACAACUCCCACCACAGAAGGUGCUCACGGGACGAACCCUCGCCAGCAGACAAUCACCUCUGCAACUUCCAUAACGGAAUGCCCGAACAACCAACCUGCGACUCCCACCACAGAAGGUCCUCAGGGGACAAACCCUGGCAAUCUCGCCCCAAAGGGCCAGCAGACAAUCCCCUCUGCAACUCCCAGAGCAGGAGGCCCGAGCAAGCAACCUGUGUCUCCCACGCAGCACUCCCUGAGGAGAGAUCCGGGUCAGAGUUCAAACACACGGAUUGUGAGAGGCAGGUCGGCACGUGCCAGGUGGCAGCGCGCGGUUGGCCAAGUGAUGCAGCAGAUUCGGCAGAGGAAGGCGCUCAGAAUGGGUGCCGCUGUAGAUGCUGUGGCUCUCAGAAAACGGUACGCCACUCUCUAUGCCGAUUGGCUGCGGGCAGCCACCGGAAUCUUCCCUCCUGCCCGGAGGAAAGAGGGGGGCGUUUCUGGCCGCUCGUUGGCUUUUUGGAGGGAGGGGGCGAGUGAUCAGCAGAGAAAGGCAGUUGCGUCGAUGGAGUGUGAGAUGACAGAGGCUGAGAAGAGGCUCGGGGCAACUGGAGUGGUUUUGGCUCGGCGCUUGGCUCGGAUGCAGGCUCGGAAGGAGGCUCGGAAUCAGGCCGGGAAGAAGGCCCACUGGAGUGACUCCUGGGAUGUGCUGCAGGAAACGAGGGGUGAAUGGGGAACGGCAGAGCAGGGGGUGGAGAGGGGUUGGGAGGGGUUGGAGGGAGGCAGGAGUGGCGGGUGGGAAGUACGGGCGGCUGGGUUGGACGUUGUGGUGGGACUGGUGGGACCAAGCAUGCCUCUCUUGGUGUUCGAUCCCAGUGAAGGAGAAUAUGCAUCUGCUGAUAGUGCCCUUGCUGCUGCUGCUGCUGCUGCUGCUGCUGCUGCUGCUGGAGUGCCUGCUGCGGCUACAAUCGAUAUGGGCGGAUCGGGUGAUCCAAGCCAUGCGAGCCAUUUAGGUACCCUGCACGUGUCGGUGUCAGGAGUGCGAGCAGGCAUGCUGACGCUGCCUUCAGGGGGCUACCAGUGCAGCGCACAGGUCACAGCCGUGCAUGGAUGUAUUCGUGUUGACGCACACAAUAGCGAUGAUUUCUGCUGCCCGCAACAGGACAUGAGCCGCCUCUGCAGUAGCAGUAGCAGCAGCAGCAGCACAGUCCCGUUUCUGAGCCUGUCUGGUGGGGAAGACCCGAGGAAGGUAGCUUCUGGGGAAGGUAGUGCUGCUGGUGGUGAGGGGGGGGGUGCAUGGGAUGAAGUUACAGGCCAUGGCGUUGAUACAACUGUGACGGAGGCAGGAAGGGCGUUUUCCAUCCCAGCCCUCCGCCUCCUCCGCCUCCUCACUCCUGUGCUCCGCUUACUGCACGGCUCGCACGGGGAUGCAGCAGAACCACAGGAAGCAGCAGCUAGUUUGGACAGCACCACCCCCACCGCCAACAGCAACAACGGCAGGGGAAUUAGCAGCAGAGUCACCAUCCCCAGUGCUCCUAACAAUUCCUGUUUCACGGUAUCUCAGAAUACCGGGAGCACAAGUCCAGCCUAUCAGGAGCCUUUCCUGUCUUUCCGCAUGGCCGCCCCUGCUCCAGCCUCCACCAGACCAGACAGGCCAGUGCAAGUCCACGUGGCAGCUGGUGAUUCGCUCCUGGCUGUGAGCCCAGAUCUGAUUGCUGCAAUUUUCAAAUUGGGAACGUUGGUAGAGCAGGCGAUGGCAGUUGCUAGCAGGAGCGGAGGAGAGAGCAGAGGAGACACGAGAGGAGACAGCGAAGGGGGCAGUCGUGGGGAACAGAACAGGAGCAGUAGAAGCAAUGGGAGCACAAUGGGGAGCACACGAGUGCCACGCACCAGUGAAAAUCCUCCCACUCCCACGAGUGGCAAUCGCCCCAUUGGCAGCUUAGACAGUCUAUUAGCAACCAUGCAGAUGUCUCUGGAUGGUCUCAUUCCCGUCGCAUCGUGGCGUGUGAACGCGACAAGUGGCAGGCUGUGGUUGGGUGUUGGAGUUCGGGCUGACGUGGCAGCGGCGGCAGCAGCUGCUGCUUGUCUGACUCGUGGCAGCAAGUCUGCAGCCAAUGAUGGCCUGGCACUGACAGCCCUGCCCCGGAGAAAAUCUGUCUCGGAUUCGAGAGUUGGGGUGAAUACAGAGGCAUCAAUUCCAGUCAAGUCGGCCACACCAUCCCGUUCAACAGGAGGAGAAGCAGCAGGAGCAGCGAGAGAACGAGCAGGAGAAUCAGCAGGGGCAGGAGAACGAGUAGCAGCAGAAGGAGCAGCAGAGAAGCAGGAGGAAGGCCACGUGACAGUAAUGAGCGGUGCAGAUGUGAUAGUUGCGGAGGUUUCCUCUCUUUCAAUUAGGCUCCGUCCCAAGCCUCCGUACAGCCCAUGCGUGGGUCCCAUUGGUGGUAACCAUACGCCCCUCAAUGGUAACCGUACUGUUUCUGGUAACUUCGAAAGCUCCAUCAAUAGCCGGACAGCUGUGUGGCACAAUAGCGAGGUGACUGUAACGGGGCUCUGCAUCCAGGCAGUGGGUGUAGGCAUGGGUAUGGCGGAUGAAAUUUGUGAUGGUGGGUUGGAAAGUCGCGGUGGUGGUGGGGUGCACUUUCAGGGCAACAGGCAGAUGCAGGGGGGAAGCUGGGGGAGGAAGAGCAGGGAGUUUGAUGCGGUGACGAGGAGUGAGUCUGUGUGGACAGCGGUGCUGGCUCCCACUCGUCUCGGUGUGCUUGCCUCCUUGUACCGAUGCCAGACAACCACGUUGAUCACAUCCAAUACAAUCACAUCCACGGCUGCUCUGAUCCGUGUCCCUGUAUUAGCAGCCUCAGUACCCGCCACAGUCAUCCAUGCGCUUCCCAAGGUUCUCCAAGCCAUUCUGGAAGCUGGCAGCUUGUCGGCAUCGGAUACACCUCCCAGCCCAAGGGCAACUGAACCCGCAGCCACUGUACAUACGCCGAGCACUGUAGAUACACAUACGCCUCCAAGCCUUGUAGACUCCCCAAGCUCUGUAGAUAAACCAUCUGCUUCUACUUCCUCUGCCUCCUCCUCUUCCUCUUUCCCCUCCUCCUCAUCGUCCUCCUUCUCUUUUUCUCUCGCCCUUGGCCUAGAGAUUGCCUCUCUCUCUGCUGCUCUCUGUGCUACAGUGCCCUUCAGUGUCGUGUCUGUGCCAGCUAGGAUGCUUCCAGACGUGCUGAGCUGUCCUCUGACACGUGGCACACGGGACGAGGAGAGGGGGAAAGCAGAGGAGGAUGAGGGAGAGGGGCAGGAGGGGAGUCUAUUUUUGAGGCGCCUCAAAAAUAGACUCCUCACACAGGAGGAUGAGGGAGAGUGGAAGGAGAGCAGAUGGGAUGGUGGGGAGGGGGAGGGGGAUCAGUGGGGAGGAGAUGAGGGAAUCAGGCGAGGUGUGGGUGUGAGGGACCUUCAACAAGGAGGUAGCGUGCGACGGGGAGAGGAGGUGAGGAGGAAAGUGCGCCUGCUUCGAACGACUUCUGAGCAGCCGUGGAUGGUGCGAGGGGAGGAGGGCGAAAGGCAGGCGGUGGGGGGCGAUGUAGUGCUGGGAGACGUGGAUAAGGCGGGUAGGUCUUGGAUGUCGAACGGAGUGGUGGAUGGUGGAGUGGGAAGCGGUGAGGAGGGGUCGAGAGGUGAGGGAGAGAGCCAUGGUGAUCGGGGAGAUGGGGAAGAUGGGUGGGAUCAGGGGGAUAGGGAUGAGGGCUACAGGCGUGGAACAGAUGGGAUGGAUGGGGCUGGCAUCGUGCGAGGCGUGCGGGAGCAAGGCAGCGGAAGAAGAGGCAGAUGGGGUAGUGAGAAGAGCAGCAGAUCGAACAGCGGAAGGAGCAGUAGAAGGCACUUGCCAUCCGCGAGAAUGCUUGGGAAGGGGCUGUGGAGGGCCCUGGGGCUGACUCAGCAGGGUGAGGAUGGUGCUGAGAAGGAAGGGCAAGGUGAGGCAGGGGGGAGGAUGAGGAGAAUAGCCUCUGUAUCAACACCUGCACAUCACAUCACCAUCGAAACCCGGGGCAGGAUGCAGCAGGUGGCAGCAGCAGAGGCGCGGAAUCUCACUCUGGAUGUUUUUCUGAGUGAUGAUACCGGCACCCUUCUGAAUGAUGAUACCGGUGCCCUUCUGAAUGAUGAUACCGGUGCCCUUCUGAAUGAUGAUACCGGUGCCCUUCUGAAUGAUGAUACCGGUGCCCUUCUGAAUGAUGAUACCGGUGCCCUUCUGAAUGAUGAUACCGGUGCCCUUCUGAAUGACAGCGCUGAGGGCUGGCAGCAGCAGGUGCUGGUGGGCGUGGCGCCUGUGCUGCUCUCCUGCCACUCCGGUGCGCCUGAGGUGGUGAGGCAGGUGCUGCGGAAGGUGAAGAGCGGUGGCAGGGACAGGAGGAGCAGUGGUGGAAGAAAUGGGAAGAUCCAGGGACGUGGUUUAUUGUUGUUAGCACUGCCUGUGCUGGGAGGUCCAGUGGACGCAAUACAGGUGGAUAAUUUCUCAGCUCGGGUAACUCAAUCGAUCCAUCCCUUGCCUUUGCCUGCCUCAGAAGCACAUCCACUUUUCAACGGAGCCUCUUUGAUUCAGGCUUCCUCUCCUGGUCAUGGUAACGAGGGGAGUGACGCAGCGGUUUCCCUGUGGAAAGUCCCUGCGCUUGCUAGUCUCGAUGAUUCACAGGAGGAGGGAGGGGAGGAGGGAGUGGAGGAGGAGGCACGUCAGCAGCAGCAGGAACAGAAGCGUCUUCAGCACAUGCCAAGCUUUCUAGGGCCUCGGGAGAGAGGCAGCAGCAGGAGCAGGGGCAGCAGGGGCAACAGCCACAGCAGCAGCAGCGGUGGCGGCGGAGGCAGCAGUAACACUGGGUCACCAGCUGUCGCUGCUUGCUCUGAGGUGUGGCAGCUGUCGGCUGCUGUGGGCACCAUCAGGGGUGAGAGCAGUGCCAGGCUCGGGGGGCUCAGCAGGUUCGGUAGGGUUGAGAGGCUCGGCAAGCUGGGCAGAUUGGGCAGGCUUGGAAGGGAUCGCAAGCACCCAGGCAGUGUGCAGAAACAACACUCAGAAGCCGCUGACGUGUCAGUCGUGUAUCAAUUGCCCUUGGCACCGAAUGGCGCACCGUCUACUGUAGCAUCCUCAGGGGACUCCAUUAGUCUGUCCUGGCAGGGAGGGCUCAUCGCCCUGGACCCCGCUUCUCUCUCCCGCCUCUCCCUCUCCCUCUCAGCUCUCUCCCCCCUCCUCACGUUCAGUGCUUUGGGACAGGGGGGGGGGAGGACGAGGGAGGGUAGAGCUGACAGGGCAGCUGCUGAAAGGCUUGAUCGAGAGGGCCUGUCUGCAAGUGCUGCUGUAGCGGCAGGGGCUGGAGCUCCCUCCUACAUGGCAGCUCUCCGGCUGCUGUGUGCGCAUGCACGGGUGGAUGUGGCUGGGAUUCGGCUGCUGCUGCUGCACCCAAAACCAGAGAAGGGUGGCUUCCUCGUGCACCUGAGUGCAGACCUCUCUUCCAAGGUCGCACCAUGUGGAGUGGAUGCACUGGAAGCAGACGAAGCAGAGGAAGCAGAGGAGAUUCAUGAAUCUCGUGAAUUCAACAGUUUUGAGAUUCACGAGAGGAGAAGCACCAGCGAUGGCUUCAGUGGUGGCAGUGGCAGCAACAGCCGCUGCCUGAGCCAGAGCCAGAGACAGAGCAGCAGCCAUUGUCACCAGAAUGACAGCAGCGUACAUGCAGUGAAUAUAGACCUGAAGCGCCUAGCAGUGCGGAGUGUUCGGUGUGGCCAGUUUCAGCUUAGUCAUUCCGUCCUUGCACCCGAUACUGCUGCCGAAGCUUCUGCUGCUGCUGCUGCUGCCGAAGCUUCUGGUGCUGCUGCUGCCGAAGCUUCUGCUGCUGCUGCUGCUGAAGCUCCUGCUGCUGCUGCUCGUGCUGCUGCUGCUGAGGCGGAGGAGUGGGAAGAGGAUGAGGGGGUUGUUGUUGCUGCUGCUGCUGGUGAGCGGAAUGGCAAGGCUGAUGGGAGGAAGGAGGGUGCACGAAUGGAGGAGGAUCUGCUUAGAAGAGGGAACCCUCAUCCAGGCAAAUUCCGUCUGGAUGAGGGCGAUGUCGGUGGUGAUACUAGCGGUGGUGAUACUAGCGAUGGUGAUGGUGAUGGUGCCGGUGAUGGCGCUGAUGUUGGUGAUGCGGACAGCAGCAUUCUGCCUGGCCUCUCUGCUCGCCUGGAGCUGCGGCAGCGGCUCACCAGUGGUUCAUCUUGUGCACCUGAUUGCAGCCGCAGCCUGCAAUCGAGAUUGGGAAGGGAAGUGAUUCAUCCAGGGGUUCAUCAGGCUACAGCAGCAGCUGCUGCAGCACGAACAGCUGCUCUUGGUCCAGCCGGCAAGUGGUGGGAUGCGGUGGAGGGGUGUUUGGAUGUGAGGGGAGCUGAUGUGGCAGUCACUGUGGCAGAGAUUCAGAUGCUGCUGUCGCUCCUCUCCUCCAUCUCGCCAUCACCAACAGCACCACAGCCCACAGCAGAAUCUGCUGCAUCACUGCACCCUUUCCAGCCAGCUCCCAAUGCUGCUCCUGCUGCUGGGAGAGCAGGUGAUGCUGGCAGGAGCACUGGUGCUGCGGCUGCUGGCGCUGGCUCACUGGUGGACAUUCAGGAAGGCUCGCUAGUGGCUAUUCGAGAUCUCGACACGCGACAAUACCUCACUGUCGAAGAUUCGCCCACCCUUCCAGGAAGCUUCCGCCUGACUUCUCUGGCACAUUACAGUCUGGCGCAGAGCGACCGGGCGGUGUUCCUUGUCCACUUCCCAGAGAGCCGCGGGUGGAGGGAGAAGCUCCUGAUCUCAGCUUUCCCAUUCCUGCCACACGGCCGGCAGCCACAGCAGAGUGGAAGAAAUGCCGGGCAACAGCAAGAGGUGGAAAGACAGCAGCAGGAGGACCGGGGUUCGGAUGAGGCCCCUUUCUGGAGUUUUGGGCGGGAUGGAAAGAUGGCGGUUUCCCGCUGGUUCUGCGUUCAAUCGCCUUACACGGCUUCGAAUACAGAGAUAAAGGCAGGGGAUAGCACAUGCACAGGCACAGGCACAGAAGCAGGCAGAAACACAGGUACUAGCACAAGCACAGAUGCUCCAAGCACGCAAACAGCCACGCAACAUAACGAGCAGGUGCCAGUUGGCCGUCCACUCUGCAUGCACUACCAGCCAAACUCGCCCGGUGGCCGGGUCGCGAUACAAAAUAGCAACGAGGGGUCGUGGGAGCAGUGGCGACUGCUGGCAGAGGCAAUCAGUGGUAACAGGAAGACAGGGUCGGAGUUCGCGUUUGUGAGAGGGCUGCCCGUGCUGGUCCCUGGAGGGCUGGGGCACGCCGUGCAUAUGAGGGUGCUUGUAACGAGGGGAGAGCUCCAGAUGAAGGGGCGAGAAGAAUCGGGGAGAAGGAGGCGAGAAGGUGAAGAAGCAGGUGGGGAAGUAGAGCAGGACGAGCAGCAGCGGGUGGGGGAGGAGGAGGAGGAGGAGGAGCAGCAGCAGCAGCAGCAGCAGCAGCAGCAGCAGCAGCAGCAGCAGCAGCAGCAGCAGCAGCAGCAGCAGGAGCAGGAGCAGGAGCAGCAGCAGCGGCAGCGGCAGCGGCAGCGGCAGCAGCAGCAGGAGCAGGAGCAGGUGCAGCAGCAGCAGCAGCAGGAGCAGGAGCAGCAGCAGCAGCAGGAGCAGCAGGAGCAGGAGCAGCAGCAGCAGCAGCAGCAGCAGGAGCAGCAGGAGCAGGAGCAGCAGCAGCAGCAGGAGCAGCAGGAGCAGCAGGAGCAGGAGCAGCAGCGGCAGCAGCUGGCAGUGCUACCGUUGGGCCUGGAGAAGCAUGUGGCGUUCAUCCCCUCUCUGCGCAUCUCCAUCCGCAACGCCUUCUUCACCAUUCUCUUCGAGGAAGAAAGCAGCAGCAUGCGAAGCACCAAUCCCAGCAGCAGCACGAGAAGCGCCAAUCUCAGCAGCAGCACUGCAGCCAGCAGCAGCAGAACUGCACCCAGCAGCAGCACUGCACCCAGCAGCAGCAGCACUGCACCCAGCAGUACAGGACCAGGAAGCAGGAGGCGACGAGUGGCGGUUGGGAACCUGUCAGAGCAGCAGGAAACUAGCAGAGCUAAGGGGAUACCACACGACGCCAGGGGAAUAAAGGCCUUGUGGGACGGGGCUCAGCACAACCCACCUGUACUGCCGCUGAUUCGGGUGCACGUGGGGGAGGUGGCGUCUGUGGCUCAGCUUGGCUCGCACAAGACUCGCCUGUUUGGGUCCUGCCGCAUCCAAUUGGCCACUUAUGAUGGAGAGAGGAGCCGAUGGGCCAGCCUCCUCACUACAAGCCCAAUGGAUAUCUUCUGGCGCUCCCGUACACUCUGUACCCCUUAUAAGCCUCGCACCCUGGCGCUGAUACGAGCGCAGCAGGUGAAGUUAGUGGUGGAGGAGGAGUCUCUGGACGCGCUGCUACUGCUGCUGGGGCUGCUGGGCCUCGCGGGGCCCUACACCGUCCGCCACUCUCCUAUUCUCGCCAACCGAUGCAUGGUGACCAACAAUACAACUCUGCGCCUGGGCUGCUCUUUCUUCAAGGAGGGCUCUGCUCCUGAUGCCAGCACAGCUGGCCCAUUUGGGAGCAGCACAGCUGGCAGCAGCAGCACAGCUGGCAGCAGCAGAAGCACAGCUGGCGCGAGUCUAGGUGGUGCGAUGAAGCAGGGUGUGCAAGGGCGUGCAGCAACAGGAGGAGGGGCGCCUUCUAGGGGAUUCGAAGCGGUGGUUGGAAGCAGAAGCACAGCCACAUUCCUUGUGCGUCACUUUUUAUCUCGUCGAAACCUUGCCAAUUCUCGUGAGUCAUCUCUCGCGUUCCUGCGCCUCCUGCCACCGCCACAGCCAAAGGCACAGCAGCAGCAGAAAGGGCAGAAGGAGAAGAUACAGCAGCAGAAGAGGCAGCAAGAGAAGGGGCAGCAGGAGAGGGGACAGCAGCAAGCGGCAGCAGCAGAGCAGGAAUGGGUGCUGCCUCUUUCCAUCUCCAUUGCUAGGGAGGGCUCUCUGGCUGUUCGCACGCGCUUGCUUCCAGGGCCCAGCCAAGCCGCCGCUUCUCUCCCAGGCCCGAUGGUUGUGCUUCAUGUGUCCAAGCGCACACCAGAGGGCGUGCGUCUGUCCGUCUCUCCAUUCCUCUCCGUCCGCAACCACACCGGCUGCCCCUUGCAAGUCUGCCUGCGCCGACGACCUGCUCCUGCCACUGCAGCAGCAGCAGCAGCUGCAGCAGCUGCUGGAAAGGCGGAGCAGCAGGGAGGGGUGGAGGUGGAGGAGGAUUUGCAGCCUGGGCAGUCUCUGGACGAUGCCUCGCUGUGCUUCCGAUUCGCUGCCUCGGCGGGCGAGCAGCGGCGCCUUGUGAACGACCUUGCAGCAGGCAAAUAUCUGCUGUCUUUCCGGCCGCCUGCUGCCACCACAGUGCCGUCUAUCCAUGUAUCUCUUUUUGAGGCGCCUCAAAAAUCGCCUAUCCAUGGAUCUCCUGCCAGGAGCACUGGCGGUAGCAGUGACAGCGUUGGCACCAGGGUUCCCACUCGCUCACAGCAACAGCAGGAAACACAACAGAUGCCACAGUCACAGCAACAGCGGCAGCAGCAGCUGUGCUUUGAUUGGUCCGAGGAGAUCUCGGGAUCUCAGGCGGUAAUGGACAAGAGCUGGCUGGACGGCAUACAGCGCCAGAUGAAGACAAGAAUGGGCCGCAUGCUACAGCUCAGCCAAAUGCUGCAUCUGGGCAGCACGCUCAAUUCGUCCUUUUCCUCCCUCACUUGCCGCCCAAAAAGCCCCUCUGCUCCCACCGCUACCUCCAGCAACAAUGCCAGUCCUGGAGGGUCUGGAGCUCCCGAGCCUGAAGGGGAGGCUCGGGAAAGGUUUCUUGUAGCUGGGGCGGGAGGUUCUUCAGGUUUUGUUGCCGAAGCGAAGAAUCGGCAUUUUCUAGUGAAGGUGGGAACCGAGGAGGUGCACCUGGGGGCGAUGAGAGAUGGGCAAGUGGUAAAUGACAUGAGAGGUGGAGGGAGGAGGGAGGUGGGGGGAAGUGAGAGAGAGGGCGAGGGGAGGGGAGUGGCGUGGGUGCGGCCGAUGGAGGUGGUGGUGCUGCCCACAGCUCGAGUGCGCUGCUGGCUGCCGUUUGAUAUAGUCAUCUGUCUUUCACCGACUAAGAAGGACGCCGCUGCUGCUGCUGCUGCUACUGCUGCUGCUGCUGCUGCUACUGCUGCUGCUGCUGCUGCUGCUACUGCUGCUGCUGCUGCUGCUGCUACUGCUGCUGCUGCUGCUGCUGCUACUGCUGCUGCUGUAGAGACCAGUGAUGGUGCUUUGACUGGUGCUGCGGCCGAUUCAUAUUUUCUUCACAUCCCCGCUUCCUCCUCUGGCUGGGUCUCUCUCUUUGCCGACCCUACCUGGUGCUACCUCACCCUCCUCACCCCGGUUCCGUGUCCUGGAACAGGGCAAAGGGGAUCUGCUCUCAAAAGGGGGUCUGUACACGAAAGGGGGGCUGCACGUCCGAGUGCUGUGUUCUGCAGCCCCCCUGUGCACGUGCCGUGUGCUGGCAACCUGCUGGCUCUGCUGGCCCGUGACGUGCUGCCACAUGUCAAGGGCACCGUGGCUCUCGCACAGCUGGGGCUGCCGUCUGUUGGUGGGAGUGAGGUUCAGGUGAAGCUGCACCAGGUGGAUUCUCCUCAGGUGGAUUCUCAGGAGGGGCAUCAGCAGCUGGUGGGCGGGAAUCAGGUGAAUCUUCAGGAGGAGCCGCAGCAGCAGCAGCAGCAGCAUGGGGCAAAUACGAGGGGCGGUGAGACAGGAAGCAGUGGAGGGGGGAGCAAUGUGGUAGGGGGCAAUGGAGUGGGGCCCAGUGGAGCGAGGGGUGGUGAUUCUUCAGCUGAAAUUGCGGUGCAGAUGCGGACUCGAUACAGCGACAAGGAUGCCGUGCCUGAGUUUGAGAUCUUCCCCGCAUGGACCAUCCGCAACGCCACCGACAUGCCAUUGAUUUGCUCCCUGGCCGCAAGCCCAUCAAUGCAAUCCAUGCUGCAUGAUGGCAAGGGGAAGAAAGGGAGCAGAGCUCAGCUGCAGCAGUUUUACUCCUAUUCACCGCAUUCCACCGUGUCAUUACUGCUGCCGCCCAACGCUGCCCAGCCAUGGCUUGCUGCAGGCACGUCUGUCCGCAUCUGCAUUGCACAGGAGGCAGCUGCAGGGGGAGAAGAGAGAGGGAGCGCCCAGGAGAGGGGUAGAAGCAUGGAAGGACGAGGGGCCACCAUUGACCUCGCUUCUAUCUGCCGAACGACUGAGAUUCAGCUGGUGCAGAGUGUACCCGUUACAAGAGACCGGGAGAGGUCUAGUGAGACGUGUAUAACGAGUACACGGAGAAGGGCGAAGCUGGGGAGGGGGCGACGGGGCCGAUUAGAGACAGUGAUAGAAGGUGGAGAGGAAGGGGAGCCGGAGGGGGGAGAGGCUGCAGGAAACACAGAGAGGGGAGCGAUAGGAAGGAACAGUGAGAGCAGAAACCAAAGGGAUCCCCGGAGCAUCUCCUCCCAGCACGCCACUGCUGCUGCUGUGGCGGCCUGUGAUUGGUCGCUGCGCUGCUUCCAAUUCGCUGUCCGCCUGCGGCUGUCAACAAGUGGCAGCCCCUCCCGAGUGGCAGAGAUUUGUCCGAGAUACGUCGUGCGCAACUGCUUCCCCGUGCCCCUUCUAGUUUGCCAGGAGGGAUUGGAGUUCUUUCCCGAGCUCUGGACCACCAUAGAACCAGGGGCAUCUGCAGCCAUCCACGCCCAAUCCCCAUCGCACAUCUGGUUCUCCCGCUCCUCCCUCGCUCUCUCCUCCUCCUCCACUCCUCCUACCUCCUCCGAACCUGUGCUGGAAGAUGGCGGCAUCAUUCGUCCUUUCCUACGCUUUCGCCCGCUGGAUUCUUCCCAGCCGUUCUCACCUCCGUCUCCUAAAGCCCAAUCCGAGGAUGCCACGUGGCACUGGUCCGGGCCGUUUGGGGCGGCAUCUCUCGGCUCGUUCUGCCUCAAGAUUCGCUCUCACACCAACAGCAGCAACAAUGGCAGUACUGGCAACCCACUAGGAACCAUCCAGGAAGCACCACCAUCCCCAUCCCCAUCAUCACCAUCAUCGACAGCUACAGCAGAUCUGCAGCGCCAGCUGUCAAUGUCGGUUGUAGCAGCCAGUGGGGUGCGCGUGCUACAGCCGGUGCUCUUUGCUGUUGCUGACGUGGCAGAGGGAGGAGGCGGAGGGGGGGGCAUAGGGGAGCAAGCAGAAGGGGCGUCCGUAGCAAGCGUCGCAGAGCAAGCAGCAGGGUCGGGGGUGGGGUCUAGCAACGCAGCAGGUGCUGAUGAUGGGGAAAAAGGCUUUGCACCAGUAUCACCAUCAGCAUCAUCAGCAUCACCAGCUGCAGCAGCAGCGUCAGUGGUGGGCGGCACGUGGGUGGCGGAGAUUCGUCCAGUGGAGGGCAUGCAGGAAGCACCCUACCGCAUCGAGAAUGCGCUCGAGGGAAUGGCAGUCUCUGUGGCACAGAAGGGGUCUGAGGAGUGGGAGGUGGUGGAGCCAGGCGAGUCUGUUCCUUUCACCUGGGAGGACUGGCGCUUACCCAAGAGACUGCUGCUCACUGCACCAGGCUGCAUACCUCAGCAGGAGGUCAGCCCAGACAAGGUCAAGCUGUGGCGGCGCCUGCGCCUCUCUCACUCCGCUUUCCCCUCCCUGCUGCCGUUUCACCUGCCUUUCCACCUGAAACAAUGGAAGGGGGGAGACGAAGGGGCAGAGGAAGAUGAUUUUGAUGAUGAUGCUUACAAGUAUGAGGAGGAAGAGGAGGGCGAGGAGGGGGGGCAAGAGGAGGGAGCAGAGCAGGCAAAGGGUGUUGGGGGGAAGGUUGUAACUGAGGAAGGCAGAGCCGCCAGUGGAAGCAGUGGGGGCAGGGAUAGCAGCCAGGGAAGUGCCAAGGGGUCAAGUGCGGUGGAUAGGGGUAGGGGUGGCUCCGGUGCAGCAGGUGCGGUGCCGGCUGGUGGUAUCUCCAGUGCGCGGCAGCAGGUGGUAGGCGUGGAGGUGUAUGCAGAUGGGCCGAUCCGAGUGGUGCGAGUGUGUGAGAGGGAGAGAGCCAAGGACAGGGAAGGCACUGGGAGAAAGGGCGGUGGUGCUGGCACUGGUACCAGCGGUGGUAUGAGUGGUGCCAGUGCACAUGGAACUGGGAGUGUGGCUUUGACUGGGGGUGGGGGGGAAGGGGUCGGCCCCGGGGCGGUGGAUUCAAGGGAGAUGGAUGCGAUGGUUGAGGUGGAAGGGAUCGACAUCAAGCUGCUGCAGUCUGCCAGCUCCUCCGACCUGACUGCGAAGCAGCAGGAGGAGUCGCCACAGGGGAAGGCUAGGGAGAGGAGAGAGGGGAAGGAGCCAGAAGGAGAGGAAGGGAGGCCGGAAGAGGAAGAAGAGGAGGAGGAGUGGGAGGAGGAGAUGGCACGGCGGAUGUUGCUGCAUGGGCGGGCGGAGGGCCUGUGGGCCGCCUUGUCUGUUUCUCAGCGGGACUUGGCACUGGAGGCUGUGCUAUGUAAUGCAGGUAUCGACUCUUGCCCGCCCCCUCUCAAGCCCCCACCGCUACCCCUCACUCUCAACCAGCCCUCCAGCACACAACCCUCCCUCCUGUCCUCUGCCGUUGUCCUUCGCUCCCUCAACCCGUCUCCCACCUCGACUGAUGCCGCUGCUGCCAGUGGCACCAUCAUAGGACGGGCAUUGAGGGAUCGGUGGGUGGGGAGAGGGGGAGUGGGAGGGGCAGGCGGAGUGGGAGGAGGAGGUGGGGGAAGGGGGAUAGGAGGUGGAGGGGGAAGGGGAGGAGGAGGAGGAGGUGGAGGAGGAGGAGGAGGAGGAGGAGGAGGAGGAAGGGGGGGGGCUCCGGUGUUGUCGAUGUUGGUGGUGGUGAAUCGGCUUGCUUCCCGCCCGCAGCACAUUCGCUCUGCGUCAUUCCUGCUGCAGCCUGUGGAAUUGAGCAUCGAUGAGAGCACUCUCCUCCGCCUCGUGCCCUUCUACCGGACCAAGGAUCCCAGCGUGCCGGUGCGCGACUGGAGCACCACUCCCAUCUACAUUGAGUACCUCGAGAUUCACCCCAUCAAGGUGGUGGCGAGUUUCCUCCCCAGUGCACCAGGCGCCAUCGACUACUCAUCAGCACAGGAGGCGCUGAGGGGGAUCAUUCACUCGGUGAUUCAAGUGCCAGCAGUGCAGCGCACGUCCAUCCACCUGCACGGGCUGCUGCUGACGCAUGCUCUCACAUCCUCAAAACAGAUGGUCGCUAAACUGACCAGACACUACUCGUGGUACGCCCUACGAGCAGUGUACAUAGCUCGUGGUCUGCCCCUGCUCCCACAGCCCUUCACUGCUCUCUUUGACGACUCCGCCUCGUCAGCUCUGGACGCCUUCUUCGACCCCUCCCAGGGGCACAAUGCACUCGCCACUGCCACCACCAGAGGAAUAUUCGAUAUUCUGCGCAAGAUGGUGAGGAGGCGAGAUGCCAGUGGAGGCAGCUCGUUUGGCAUCUCACCCACGCUCUUCCUAGGGGAUGUGGAGUCUACAGUGCGCGAGGCAGGCACAGGAGUGGUGCAUGCGGUCGUCUCAGAGCUGUCAGACUCCAUGAUGCGAGGGGUGGAGAGCGGUGGCCUGCCAGGGCUGGCCAAGGGUUUCCAUCGCGCCAUACUGCGCAUUGCCAUGGAGCCAGACACCAUGCUCGCACCCCUCCUCCACCCCUUCGCUCCCGGCUUCACCGCUGCACUCUCGUCGUCCUCGUCCUCGUCUCGCCGCCGCUUUCUCUCCACCACCCGCAUUCGCCUGCGCACCAGCCUAGGGCUACAUGAGGCAUACGUGGAGGGGUAUCUGCAAGCCAUGCUAGACACGCUGUACCGGCAGCCCUAUGUGACGGUGAAGAUCGCCAAUGACACUGUCGUUCUCAAGAACCUUCCUCCCAACACAUCGCUCACCAAUGAGAUGGUGACAUGUGUCACUGACUUCCUGGUCACAGAAGGGCUUCUGGAGCCUGAGAGGGGCGCCAGGGGCAGAGGAGGACGCGGGAUGGGGAUGGCUGGUAUUGGUGGUGCUGCUGCUGGCGGGGCAGGGGAGGUAUCUGCUUUCCGGUCGCUGCGACGCAUUCAUGGGGAGCAAAUGGGGCCCCACAACGCGCGAGUGGCGGUCUGGGCUCUCCUCGAGCAGCUGGCAGUCACCAUUCUCAUCCGCACCUUGAGACACCAGACUGCCAGGUGGCUGCGCGUGAAGCUGCCACCUGGCACUCAGCCAGACGAAGGGCCUGCUUCAGCCGCUGCUGCUGCCAGUGAGCCAGGGGAAGGGGAAGGGACGGCUGGUGGGGAAGCGAAAGCGAGAGGAGGGGGCCGCGGGAGGGUGAGGACGGCGGUGAGUCACGUGGUGGUGGCGGGUGUGGUGGCCUAUGUGGAUGGCAGGCUCUGCCGCCACAUCCCCAACGCCUUCCUCAGGCGGGUGGUGAGCGGGUUUCUCCUCAGCUUUGUGGAUCUCUGAGCCAUCCUCUUCCUCCCAUCUUCAUCAAGACACGCAGUGGAUGUAGGUGCAAGUGGUGGUGGUGCAAGGGCGAGAUUUGCUGGGAUUCAAGUCAAGGCCUAGCACAGGAGGGAGGGUGAGGGCGGCGGUGAGUCACGUGGUGGUGGCGGGUGUGGUGGCGUAUGUAGAUGGCCGGCUCUGCCGCCACAUCCCCAACGCCUUCCUCAGGCGGGUAGUGAGCGGGUUUCUGCUCAGCUUUGUGGACCUCUGAGCUGGUCGCAGUGGACAUGUCUUUGUAGGCAGCAGGUUCACUCCCCAAGGGCACCUCUUUAUCCUGGCUUCUCUGUUGCCAUGCCCCACUCCUGGCAACGUUGGCUGGUCUUUCUCGUUGGGUGUUUCUGUUAGAAUAGCGAGAAUGGAUGCACUAGACUGGGAGGGGAGAUACAAGAACAUGGGGUUGUACCCUCUAAGAGCUGACAUAGCUAGGAUACACACACACAUAUAUCCUAACUACACUCACACAUAUUUUUUAUCGCAGAGAAACGAUAAGAUCUUUGCA
Molecule: messenger RNA, 19761 nt
Organism: Closterium sp. NIES-67
Lineage: Eukaryota; Viridiplantae; Streptophyta; Zygnematophyceae; Desmidiales; Closteriaceae
Source: the annotation of a GenBank genome assembly